UUCAAUGCAGACAGAAGUCAGAAUAUACACCGGGAUACAACUUUCCAGAAAAAAAAAAAUGCCAGAAUAGGUGGACUGGCUCCUUUGUUUGUAGUUUGCUUUUGUUCCGGCUGAUUUUUCAAUAGUCCUUGGAAAAAAGAAAAAAAAAGUUCAGCGCAAGCAAAACCUUCGACUUCGUUUCCUUUUAGUUUGAAAGAAGAAAGCGGAAGCGGAAAACACUGCCCCGCCCCUAUAAUGGCCUGCAAGAUGGCGGCCGGCUGACUCCGGCUUCGUGUCCGACUCGCUCUGACGGUCCCAGCCGAAGCCGAAGCCGAGUUGCCGUUCGGCGGCUAUGAGGCGCGGAUGCCUCGCGUGAACCGGACGGCGCUCCUGGCGCUGCUGGCCGCGAGCAGCUGCGUCUUCCUUCUCUUUCAGCUGCGGUACUACCGGAACUACGUCACCAAGGCCGGCCCGGCCGUCCCGAGACGCGCGGCGGGUCGAGGGAGCGCCGGCGACCUCCAAUGGCAAAGCGUGAAGAGCUUCCUGCGGCUGUCGCGGCGGUUCCGCCUGCCGCUGUUCUUGGCCGACCCCGCCGUCCUCGGGUCUCUGGAGGGCGAGCCGGGGGCCGGCUGCGGCCUCCGGUGCGGCGGGCGAGCCGUCACGUCCUUCGGGCUGCUGGCCGGCGCGCGGACGUACGACGCCGCCUUCCUAUUGGCCGCCGAGAAGAAAGGUUUCCAGGUGCUGGAGGUGCGAGGAGAAGACCCCCGCUUGGCCAGCUUAGACCUCCUGUCCGGGGAGGACAUCCCCCUGCAUCUUGUGCUCCGCCUCCACGGCUACUUCAUCCAGCUGGUGAUCUUGUACGAGCGUAGCGGCGACUACUUGUGGCACGGCCCGCUGCGCCUCAAAGCCGACGCCGACCGCGGCUUCGCGCCCUUCUCGCUGAUGGACUUCGGCCGCCACGCCGGCGCCUACGACAGGCCCCGGCUGGUACCGACGGCGGUGGACGGCCUGGACGUCGCCGUCCCAGGGAACGUCUCGGACUUCCUGGCUCAGCAUCGGCGCGCUCGCUUUUUGGAAUGCCGCUACCGGGACGCGCGGCACUUCCUGCAGCUCUACCCCGACGAGCCGUCCCCCGAGGCGCUGGACUUUCGUAACAAAGCCAAGUCUUUGCUGCGGUCUGCCGCCGAAACGCUGACGCGUCUGCGGGUGCCCUUCUGGAUCAGCAGCGGGACCUGCCUAGGCUGGUUCCGGCAGUGCGGCUUCAUCCCGUACAGCCGCGACGUGGACAUCGGGAUCUUCAUCGGAGACUUCCGGCCCGACAUGGUCGCGGCCUUCCGGGACGCGGGCCUGGCGCUCAAGCACAAGUUCGGCAAGGUGGAGGACAGUCUGGAGUUGUCUUUCGUGAGGGACGGCGUCAAGCUGGACGUCUUCUUCUUCUACCGCGACGGCCACCUGAGCUGGAACGGCGGCACGCAGGCCAAGAGCGGCAGAAAGUUCAAGUACACCUUCCCGCACUUCUCGCUGUGCUGGGCCGAGCUGGCCGAGGUCCGAGUGGGAGUCCCGUGCCAGACGCUGGACUACGUGACGGCCAAUUACGGGGCCGCGUCGUGGCGCGUCCCGCUGAGGGCGUGGGACUGGAAGUCGUCGCCCAGCAACGUCCAAGAAAACGGGGUGUGGCCGCUCCGGGACUGGGACCGGCUCAUUCAGGUCUAUUGAACCCAAAUGAGGAGAGGGGAGAGGGAAAAAAAAAAAAAAAGGCCGCAAAGCGCCGCCGGUGAAUAUUAAAUGAAAUGUUUAAACGGGCGGCGCGGUGGCUCAGCUGGGAAAGCUUUGGCCUCACAGUUCUGAGGUCCCGGGUUCAAUCCCAGACCCGCCUGUGUGGAGUUUGCAUGUUCUCCGCGUGCCUGCGCGGCUUUUCUACGGUUUCCUCCCACAUCCCAAAAACAUGCGACGUGAGUUGGACCCUCAGAAUUGCCCCCCAGGUGUGAUUGCGAGUGCGGCUGUUUGUCUCCGUGUGCCCGCCUCCUGCCCGUUGACAGCUGGGAUAGGCUCCAGCGCUCCUCGUGAGGAUAAGCGUUGAAGAACAUGGAUGGAUGUUGAAAUGCACGAGUGCAGCACAUUUCUGUACACGUAUGUCGGAGUUAAGGGUGUCAUUUUUAUUAUUUUGGUGGAAGUUUAUUUUUUUUUGUAAUGAUCUGUGAUUUUCGUGCACGAUAAUUUCUCUUGGACUGGUGUUUAUUUGCUCUGUAAAUAAAAAAGUUGACUCGC
Syngnathoides biaculeatus (alligator pipefish) is the source of this 2247-nucleotide messenger RNA. RefSeq names its product fukutin (gene fktn). Gene Ontology annotation, cellular component: Golgi membrane. The coding region runs from base 343 to 1695 and encodes 450 amino acids. The transcript is spliced from 10 exons. The record is from RefSeq and is a predicted model, not a curated record. NCBI's taxonomy places the organism in Eukaryota, Metazoa, Chordata, Actinopteri, Syngnathiformes, Syngnathidae.